Messenger RNA from Anopheles stephensi (Asian malaria mosquito), 1569 nucleotides. RefSeq lists its product as uncharacterized. The record is from RefSeq and is a predicted model, not a curated record. The transcript is spliced from 2 exons. Lineage: Eukaryota; Metazoa; Arthropoda; Insecta; Diptera; Culicidae. Gene Ontology annotation, molecular function: catalytic activity. The coding region runs from base 1 to 1569 and encodes 522 amino acids.
AUGGCACUCGAAGGGCAUCCUGCGGUGGUCUUAGCUGGUGACUUUAAUGCGUGGAACGAGGAGUGGGGUAGCGCCCGCACCACACAGCGAGGCGAGUGCCUGUUGGGGACGGUUAACCAUCUUGGGCUGCAAACGCUGAACCGUGGCAGUGAGCCAACGUUCGCCGGAAACGGAGUAGCACGCGAAAGCGUAAUCGAUGUGAGUUUUGCCUCGUCAAACGUCGUGGUACCAGACGGAUGGAGUAUUGUCGAAAAAUACUCUGGCAACUACCACAAAUAUGUCACAUUCGGCGUGGCCAUCCCAAGUAUGCGAGCAAAUCAGCAUGGACGUCAUCAGCAGCCUCAUCACCAACAACAGCGACGAGGAGGGCCGCACAACACCAGCGGCCUAGCAAGGCAUGCAGAAGUGAGGUGGAAGACGGCUCAGUUUGAUCGUGAGUGCUUUGAGGUAGCGCUCUCGAACAGCCGCUUCAGCCUCGCCUCAACUCCGGAGGAACUGCUCGCCGGCCUUACUGCUGCCUGUGACGGGGAUAUGCAGCGUGUUCACGGGCCGACUUUCCGCCUCUCGCCGAAAAUGUAUUGGUGGACACCUGAGAUUGAGCGGUUGCGAGAGAGCUGCGAAGAUGCCGAGGGACGACGUCACCGGGCCGCCACCCCAGAAGAUCGGGCCGCCGCAUCUUCCGACCUUCUGAGGCAACGCAGGCUGCUUGCGCAGGAAAUCCUCCACAGCAAGGAUCGAUGCAUGCAGGAGUUGAUCGACAGCGUGGAGGAUGAUGUGUUCGGGAUGGGGUAUAAGGUGGUGAUGGCUAAGCUGCGUAGUCGCACACCACCAGAGACUGAUCGCGCAGUGCUCCAACCGAUAGUCGAUGCCCUAUUCCCGACACAUCCACCGUUCGAAUGGCCAGCGAUUGAGGCGGACAGUGAAGUGGAGGCGGUACCACCGAUCACCACAAAGCCGGGCAAGCCGCCUGGGGAAGCUUCCUCCCACCGUCCGCUGCUCAUGCUGGGAUCGGUGUCCAAGGUGUUUGAGAGGCUUAUCCUCAAUCGCCUUAACGAACACCUGGAGGAGAGUAACAACACCCGACUCUCACCAUCCCAGUAUGGCUUUCGUCGUGGCCGAUCAACAGUGCAGGCGAUUCAGCGCGUCGUGGAGCAGGGCCAGCAUGCCCGGUCCUUCCAUCGCACCAACAGGCGGGACCCUCGAUGUCUAAUGGUGGCAGCAUUGGACGUCAGGAAUGCGUUUAACGCGGCCAGUUGCGAGGCGAUAGCGCUAGCUCUGCAGGAAAUGCGCGUUCCUGCGACGCUCCAGAGAAUCCUGCGCAGCUACUUCUCGGAGCGAGAGCUAGUGUACGAAAGCAGCGAGGGACCGGUGCGGCGGAAAACAUCAGCUGGCGUUCCACAGGGGUCGAUUCUCGGCCCCACCCUGUGGAACGCGAUGUACGACGGAGGUGGUGGGCUUUGCCGACGACCUCGUCGUCUUGACGAAAGGCACCACACCACAGGCGGCAGCAGAAGCGGCGGAGACGGCGAUAGCGGCGAUAAGCGCGUGGAUGACGGCGCACCACCUUGA